AUGAAACGUGAAACUUUAAUACUUGAAGAUGGUUCUGAAUUCAAUGGUUUUGUAUUUGAAGCAUCAACUAAUAUUUCCGGUGAAGUUGUGUUUCAAACUGGUAUGGUCGAUUAUGUAGAAUCAUUAACCAAUCCAUCUUAUUGUGGAGAAAUUCUAGUCCUUACUUUUCCACUUAUUGGCAAUUAUGGUGUACCCGAUGAAAAAAUUAUUGAUGACUUUGGUCUACUUCGAUGGUUUGAAUCAGAUAAAAUUUAUACAUCAGGAUUAAUUGUUAGUGCUUAUACAGAACAGUAUAGUCAUUGGAAUGCUGUUGAAUCUCUUUCAUCAUGGCUCAAAAAACAUAAUGUUCCAUGCCUUUAUGAUUAA
This is a messenger RNA of Rotaria sp. Silwood1, 366 nucleotides long. The record is from the annotation of a GenBank genome assembly. Lineage: Eukaryota; Metazoa; Rotifera; Eurotatoria; Philodinida; Philodinidae.